UCUGUUGCUGCUAGUGUCCCCGACUCUGGGUCUCUGUGGGUCUCUGUUGCUGCUAGUGUCCCCGACUCUGGGUCUCUGUUGGUGCUAGUGUCCCCGACUCUGGCAACCGUUUGACUGUUUUCUAUUGAGUGGCGAUUCUUAGCGACGGGGUCAGAGUCCGGGUUUAGGAUGGAUGCUGCUGCAGAGAGAGGAGUGAGCCGGCUGGAGAGGAGCAGCCACACCGCGUUCAUAACCAGCAACACGCUGUAUGUGUGGGGGGGCUACCAGGUGGUUGCUGGAGAGGAUGUCAUGUUGCCCAGUGAUGAGAUAUGGCUCUGUGAUUUAGACAGCGGGACCUGGGAGAGGAGGGAGAUCGCCGGAGACAUCCCCCCAGACUUAUCAGGCUCCUGUGGCUCUUGCGUUAAUGGAACACUCUACAUCUUUGCAGGAUGUGACCCAAUUGGAUACAACAAUCAGAUGUUCAGCGUUGACCUAUCAGAGCAGCGCUACUUGUGGAAGAAAGUGACCGACACCAAGGGAACGACGCCGUCACCGCGUAACAAACACACCUGUUGGGUCCACAGAGACAGAUUAAUCUACUUUGGUGGAUAUGGAUGUAAGACCAUUGGGGAGGUACAAAACACAUCCUCAUCGAGCUUUGUCAUGGAAGAGAUGUCCUGGGCAACAAUUGGAAACACGUUGUUUAGGUGCUGGGGCUGGAACAAUGAAGUCAGUGUUUUUGACUUGCGUACCGUUACGUGGAGCACGCCUGAGACUCGGGUGAGUAAAACGACAAUUUGCUGUCUGAUUAGAAUUUCCCUAGCGUGUCUAGUAUUGUGCAGACUUUCUCGCUUUCAGGUUAAUCACUUGCAGGAAAACUGUUUACCUAAAACAAGUGUAUGUGACUGUUCACAGGAGAAGGCAGAAUUGGACGUGUUCUGCUUGGACCUGGUGACAUGGACCUGGACUCAGUUUGACACCUCCCCAUCCUGUACACCUCUGGGGCGCUCUAUGCACACCAUGACGCCCACAUCGGAUCAUACACUCAUCAUAUACGGAGGUCUUGGCACAGAUGGAAAUGCUCUCAGUGAUGCCUGGCAGUUCAACACACAGAAGAGAGUGUGGACCAAGAUGACGCAUCCACACAAUGACAGGCCCAGGGUCUGUCACACAGCGUGCCUGGGGAGUGACAACGAUAUUGUUGUGUUUGGGGGAAGCAGCGACUUCUGCAUCCUCAUGGACUCGGUGGCUGUUCUGAGGGCCCCAUCACAGCAUCACUGCAGAGAUGUGAUUAUCUUUCAGACCCAGCCGUACUCCCUCCUCAGAUUGUGUGAGGACUUCGUAGGAGAAAACCCGGAGCUGUUUGAGAAGCAGAUAAGUUGGCUGCCAUCAAAACUGAGGAGCAAAAUCAAGAAGAGAGUGGCCUUUUUCUCUAACAUGAAGCCUGUCCUCACAACAUGAAGACUGAUUUUAGUGACAUGAUUCUGAGCUGGUCUGUUACCACAGAGCUUUUUUUUUUUUUUUGUGGAUCAGGAAUGUGAGGUUUUAU
Monopterus albus (swamp eel) is the source of this 1528-nucleotide messenger RNA. RefSeq names its product kelch domain-containing protein 1-like. The transcript has 12 exons. NCBI's taxonomy places the organism in Eukaryota, Metazoa, Chordata, Actinopteri, Synbranchiformes, Synbranchidae. The record is from RefSeq and is a predicted model, not a curated record. Gene Ontology annotation, molecular function: protein binding. The coding region runs from base 169 to 1440 and encodes 423 amino acids.